UUUAUGUUCUAUAGAUAAAUAGAAUGAAUUUAAAGAAGGAAUAAUAUCUUAAAGUGAAUAGAACUGUCAAAUUGAAGAUUAUUCGAAAGAAGAGGUUAAAAUGAUUGACAUCAUCGAACUGUCAUUGUUGAACGAUUUCUCCUAGUGUUUUAACCUAUUCACGAUUUGAUCAAGAAUAUAGCAAUGACUGGAGUGUUUACGUUAUCUCUAUAAACUUUUAUUCUCUAACGAUGAACAUUGCUAAUAACGUAUUGUACAAUUUUGACGAAAAUAAAUAACGUUUUAUCGGUCGAGUGAUAAAAUUGUUCAACUUUGAUUUUGAUAUUUGUUCAAUCAACGAUUCAUAGUAGUAUGAAAAGCAAUGGCUUCGAUCUGUAGACGAUGGAGAUUAUGGAUAUUACCAGUUUUGACUUGUCUUUAUGCUCUCUUAAUUAUUAUAUUAGUACCAGUCUUAAUAGCUAAUUCUAUUAAGAAUGGCUUUCAAAAACAAGAUCAAGGUGCAUUGGUGGGUGGAGCAUUUGUAUUGUUGGCGUUGCCAAUAGCUUUCUACGAAAUCGUCCAACAUAUGAUAUAUUACACUCAGCCUAGGUUACAAAAAUAUAUCAUUAGAAUAUUAUGGAUGGUACCUAUUUACGCGGUUAAUGCUUGGUUAGGACUUGUCUAUCCCGAGGGCAGUAUAUAUGUUGAUAGUUUAAGAGAGUGUUAUGAGGCAUACGUAAUAUAUAAUUUUAUGAUGUAUCUGUUGGCCUAUCUAAAUGCGGAUCAUCAAUUAGAACACAGACUGGAAAUGUCUCCUCAGGUACAUCAUAUGUUUCCUUUAUGUUGUCUUCCUGAUUGGGAGAUGGGAAGAGAAUUUGUACAUAUGUGCAAACAUGGUAUUUUACAAUACACAGCAGUUAGGCCUAUAUCAACUUUAGUAUCUUUUAUAUGCGAACUAAAUGGAGUAUAUGGAGAAGGAGAAUUCAGAGCAGAUGUUGCUUUUCCAUACAUGAUCGCUCUAAAUAAUUUGUCCCAGUUUAUUGCAAUGUAUUGCUUAGUUCUUUUCUAUCGUGCUAAUUCAAUAGCUCUGAAACCCAUGAAACCAAUUGGGAAGUUUUUGUGUAUUAAAGCAGUCGUUUUCUUUUCGUUUUUCCAAGGAGUUAUGAUAGCUCUAUUAGUAUACUUUGAUGUAAUAUCAAGUAUAUUUAAGACGGUGGACACACACGAUAUAAGAAAUAUAUCUUCCAAAUUACAAGAUUUUUUAAUUUGUAUCGAAAUGUUUUUAGCUGCCAUAGCGCAUCACUACAGUUUUACAUAUAAACCAUUUGUAAAUUUAGCACAGAGUCAAGCUUGGUGGGAUGCAUUUAGAGCAAUGUGGGAUGUUUCCGAUGUACAUAACGAUAUUAAGGAACAUUUAGGAGUUGUUGGAUCAUCCUUAAGUCGCAGAAUUAUAGGACGCAGUGCUUAUCAACAAGCAUGGGGAAGCGCGACAGAACGUACAUCGCUUCUUCCUGAAGCAGCAGCAGCGAUGCCAAGAAGUGCACCAGCUUGUUCAUUUUCUAGCUAUAAUACAGCUGAAAAUGGACAGAACAAUAAUCCUGGUGAUAGUUUUUCUAUAUCAACUGACGUAAAUAUCGACACGCAGCAUACUACUAAUAGCAUAAGUACAUAAUUCUGUGUCGAAAUCAUUCAUAUGUGAGUAAGAAUAUUUCAUUGGAUAUAAUUAUACUUUCUUUACAUCAAUCGACAUUAUAUGUUAUUUAUAAAUGAAACGAAACAAAAAGUAAAAA
This is a messenger RNA of Polistes dominula (European paper wasp), 1769 nucleotides long. Its product is annotated as transmembrane protein 184C. NCBI's taxonomy places the organism in Eukaryota, Metazoa, Arthropoda, Insecta, Hymenoptera, Vespidae. The record is from RefSeq and is a predicted model, not a curated record.